This is a messenger RNA of Chenopodium quinoa (quinoa), 1020 nucleotides long. RefSeq names its product S-type anion channel SLAH1-like. Gene Ontology annotation, molecular function: voltage-gated monoatomic anion channel activity. NCBI's taxonomy places the organism in Eukaryota, Viridiplantae, Streptophyta, Magnoliopsida, Caryophyllales, Amaranthaceae. Gene Ontology annotation, cellular component: membrane. The transcript is spliced from 4 exons. Bases 1 to 1020 code for a protein of 339 amino acids. The record is from RefSeq and is a predicted model, not a curated record. Gene Ontology annotation, biological process: intracellular monoatomic ion homeostasis; transmembrane transport.
AUGUCCGCCGUGAAACCCUCAGCACUGGGCAUCACGGCGUCUCCAUCCUUGUCCUCGGCGGCACUCUCUCGAGCUUCUUCCAGAACCUCUCCCUUAGCAAAAUUCCAUGCAGGCUUUUUUAGAAUAAGCCUUGCCUUAUGUGCUCAAGUGUUGUUAUGGAAAAACCUAGUCCAAAUUACAAAAGACAACCAUGCUCGUCAAUUCCACCCUAUGCUCUUGUCCCUCCCAUCGACGGCCACUAAUUUAUUAUGGUUGACGGCCUUACUCGUUUUGAUCUCGUUAUCUAUUCUCUACACGUUAAGGUGUUAUCAUCACUUUGACAAGGUGAAGGACGAGUUUUUGCACCAUGUAGGAGUAAACUAUUUGUUUGCUCCUUGGAUGUCAAGCCUGUUAUUGCUUCAAACUUCGCCUAUGCUUGUUGUUCCUGAUGGUAGUAUUUGCCAACAAUUAACUUGGUGGAUGUUUGUAGUACCUAUAAUUAUGCUUGAUAUCAAGUUAUACGGGCAAUGGUUUAUUAAGGGAAAACGAGUUCUAACGAAGGUGGCUAACCCGGCUUGCCAACUAUCCGUCAUAGCAAAUUUGGUAGCAGCAAAGGAAGCUAUGUUUAUGGGAUGGUCAGAGAUGGCGUUGUGCUUUUUCGCAUUGAGCAUGGCUCACUACUUGGUGUUGUUUGUCACCCUUUAUCAAAGACAUCCAGGGAGCAAUGGUGUUUCGCCGUCACUAAGGCCGGUUUUCUUCUUGUUUAUUGCGACUCCAAGCAUGGCUAGCAUAGCAUGGUGCUCAAUUGCCGGGUCCUUUGAUGUUGUAUCAAAGAUGCUCUUCUUUCUCUCCAUGUUUCUCUUCAUGUCCUUGGUAAUGUUUGCUAAUGUUGCAGGUUCAAUUGCCAUUUAUUUUCUGUGUUUCUUGUACAAUGCCUCGACUUAUGCAUUCUAUAAGGAAGAAAAAGCUAAAACAAAUACAAAUAGUAAUUGCAAUGGUUAUUAUUAUGUUGAUGAUGUAUUGGAUGUGGUAUAUAAUUAG